Molecule: messenger RNA, 930 nt
Organism: Nerophis lumbriciformis (worm pipefish)
Lineage: Eukaryota; Metazoa; Chordata; Actinopteri; Syngnathiformes; Syngnathidae
Source: RefSeq, a predicted model, not a curated record
AUGGCUGUGCCUCCCUCAUAUGUUGAUCUGGGCAAGUCUGCCAAGGACAUCUUCAACAAGGGCUAUGGAUUUGGCCUGGUGAAGCUUGAUGUCAAGACAAAAUCAGCCAGUGGAGUGGAAUUCAAAACAUCUGGAUCCUCCAACACUGACACGAGCAAAGUUGUUGGCAGCCUUGAAACCAAAUACAAAAGGGCAGAGUAUGGCUUGACGUUCACUGAGAAGUGGAACACCGACAACACCCUUGGAACAGAAAUCACCAUUGAAGAUCAGAUUGCCAAGGGACUGAAGUUGACUUUUGAUACCACCUUCUCGCCAAACACUGGUCUGCUAGUCCAUCCUUGUUGCUAUUGGGGUGGUCUUUUGAUGAAAUUGACAUCCGUGAAAUUCUGUCGUCUUUGCAGCAAGAAGAGUGGCAAGGUCAAGACUGCCUACAAACGGGAGUACGUCAACUUGGGCUGCGAUGUGGACUUCGACUUUGCGGGCCCUACCAUCCAUGGAGCGGCUGUCGUUGGCUACGAGGGCUGGCUCGCUGGCUAUCAGAUGACCUUUGACACCGCCAAGUCCAAGAUGACACAGAAUAACUUUGCCAUCGGCUACAAGACGGGAGACUUCCAACUGCACACAAAUGUCAACGACGGAGCAGAGUUUGGAGGCUCCAUCUACCAGAAGGUGAGCGACAAGCUGGAGACUGCUGUCAACCUGGCGUGGACCGCAGGCAGCAACAGCACACGCUUUGGCAUUGCCGCCAAGUACCAGCUGGACAAUGAUGCCUCUGUCAGCGCUAAAGUGAACAACAACAGCCUUGUUGGCGUUGGCUACACUCAGACCCUUAGACCAGGCGUGAAGCUCACCUUGGCUGGUCUGGUCGACGGCAAGAACAUCAACGCCGGAGGCCACAAGCUGGGUCUGGGCCUGGAACUAGAAGCCUAA